Molecule: messenger RNA, 2443 nt
Organism: Rhododendron vialii
Lineage: Eukaryota; Viridiplantae; Streptophyta; Magnoliopsida; Ericales; Ericaceae
Product: monooxygenase 2-like
Exons: 5
Coding region: 846-2030 (394 amino acids)
Molecular function (GO): FAD binding
Source: RefSeq, a predicted model, not a curated record
GUUCUUGUUCACUGACCACCCGGUCAUUGGGGAUAUGUGCGGAAGAAGAUUGGAGACAUAUCUAAACUUUUGGCAAUAUAUGUCCAAAGUGACUCCGUUUUCAUAAUACCACUUACUACCAUUGAUACAGCCCUAACCUCCAAGAUCCGGAAAUGAUUUUCCGGAAAAAAAUAUCAAUGGGUUAAAUCUACCUAGAGGUUUGGGUCUCGUACAUAAAUUGAAUCUCCGAUCAUUAAUUUCACUUUCUAUAACAUUUUGAGGGAGAGUUGUCGGAAUAGAUAGAAUUAUUGAUAGAUCAUGAUCUGGUGCCGUUUUCUGCACGUUGGUCAAAAGGGUUGCCUUUCGAAUAGGUUAUCUUUAACCCCGAAUUUGAGGUCUAAAGUUGCUUAUAACAAGUCCAAAGAAUUCCAUGGUGGGAAUUUGAGGAGACAUUUACACUUGCAGUGCACGGCAAAAUAGUCAUCAGCCCUGUUGUAUUCUUGGGCUGUCGGUGUUUUUUUCUUCAGUAGUAUACAAGGCUCUGUUUGUUUUUGGUCCUCUCUCUGUUUGAGGGUUAUUUUUUGUUUGGAUGUUGUUUGGUUGCCUUGAGAUUCCUAUAAGUGCACUGGUUGAGCUUUCUCGGUGUUAUAAAAUUUUAGCUUACCCAAAAAAAAAAAAAAAAAAAAAACAAGAAUCAUAACAUGACGCAUGCGCUGCUGUCAUCAGUCCACUGUUUCUGUGGGGUCUCCAUGGAUAUAUACUAGUAUAUAUCUGUUUCUCCAUCUUUCUCUCUCCCUGCACGCCCAUAUAGUAUAUCAAUAGAUUCUAUUCAUACAUAUUGGUCUUGAAGUGGAUACUCAUCAAGGAUGCAAGAGAUCAUGGAGAUCGAGGAGGAUAUUGUGAUAGUGGGUGGUGGUAUAGCUGGCCUCACCACAGCCUUAGGCCUUCACAGGUUAGGACUGCGGAGCUUAGUGCUUGAAUCAUCAGAGAGCUUAAGAAUUGCGGGUUUUGCUCUUACUUUGUGGACCAACGCUUGGAGGGCAUUGGACGCUGUAGGCUUUGGUAACUCCCUAAGGGAACAUUACCCUCUUAUUCCCAGCAGAGGUAAUGAAGGUCGUUGCGUGAGAAGGAAGGAGUUACUUGAGACAAUGGAGAGGGAAUUGCCCCAUGGCACUCUCCGGUACUCGUCUAAGGUUGUUUCUAUUGAGGAUACAGGAUACCGCAAAUUGUUGCACCUAGCUGAUGGUUCCACCCUCAAAACCAAGGUGUUGAUUGGUUGUGAUGGAAUUAAUUCAUUGGUUGCGAAGUGGCUGGGUCUUCCAAAACCUGUUUACUCUGGGCGAUCAGCCAUUCGGGGCUUUGCUGAGUACCCAGAUGGCCACGGCUUUCACCCAAGCCUUCAUGUUUAUUAUGAAGGCGGAGUUCGCUACGGUUAUGUUCCAUGCGGUGCCAACUGCUUCUACUGGUUUUGCACUUACUAUUCUUCUCUCCAAUAUGAUGAAGGCAUGCAAGAGAAUCCAGCCAAGAUGAAGCAGUUUGUGUUGAGCAAGAUCAGCCAUUUACCCAAACAAGCAGCUGAAGUGGUUGAAAUGACUGAAUUGGAUAGCAUCUCCUGUUCUCCAUUGAAACUAAGAUUGCCUUGGAAUCUCUUACUGGGAAAUAUCUCCAAAGGAAAUGUUUGUGUUGCCGGGGAUGCCCUUCAUCCGAUGACACCUGACAUCGGUCAAGGCGGCUGCUCAGCUCUGGAGGACGCUGUUGUUCUUGCUAGGUGCCUCGCGGAAGCUUUAUUGAAAAAACCCAGAAAUGAGAUUCAAAAUGAAGAAGAAGAAUAUGCAAGGAUUCAGAAAGGGUUGGAGAAGUAUGCAAAGGAGAGGAGAUGGAGGAGUUUUCGUCUCAUAAGUGCUGCAUAUGUGGUGGGUUUCAUACAGCAAAGGGAUGGAAAGGUGAUGAGGUUCUUGAAAGAGAAAUUUCUGUUGCGAUUCACAGCCAGUAUUGCGUGGAAGAUUGCUGACUUCCAUUGUGGCGAGCUCAACAUUUCUGGAAGUAAAUAAAUCAGUCUGUUAUUUGUUGAUCAAUGUGGUCUACAUUGAGAGGAGUUCAUGAAGUUCAAAGCUUGCAUCCUUGUUGGAGGAAGUAACAAGUCAGUUGGUCAGUUAUUGCAUUGGGACGGUUGAAACUUGAAACCUAGGAAUUUGAGGUUAAAAUAGACAAAAUAAGUAGGAGGGGCCAGUUUAUUAGUGUUGUACUGAAUAACUAAGAGCAUCUCCAAUCGCGAGUUAAGUGGUAUUUUCUUUUGGGGACAACAAAAUUUAUUUCUGUCUUGCUUUUUGUGAAGAAAAUAGAAAAAAUAAGAAUUGUACCAUUGAAGUUUAUAGUAAAAUAAGAGGGUAUACUUUUUCAGACCUUGUUUACUAAUGUUUUGUGAAGGAUAAAUUUUGAAAUCGAAAUAUGCAUUAUCGGGUGA